Molecule: messenger RNA, 1414 nt
Organism: Neltuma alba
Lineage: Eukaryota; Viridiplantae; Streptophyta; Magnoliopsida; Fabales; Fabaceae
Product: serine/threonine-protein kinase PBS1
Exons: 4
Coding region: 437-985 (182 amino acids)
Biological process (GO): protein phosphorylation
Molecular function (GO): ATP binding; protein kinase activity
Source: RefSeq, a predicted model, not a curated record
GACCGGAGAACAGAAAAGCUGAUUCCCAGGACCUUUUCUUCAAAAUAUGAUCUUUUCUCACCGUUAAGUUAAUAAUCGACAUCUCCCCCGCCAAAGCCUUCUUAUAUUUGUUGUAUAUCUUUCAUUUUCCAUCUUUCUUCUCUCUUAUAUAUCGUUACUACUGGCGUUUCGUGGACUUGAAGUCCUUGGGUUUUGUCUUUAGAUAUCUGCGGCUUCUGCUCCAUGAGCAGAUUCUGCUUGUUAUCAACCUGAUCGGAUUGGGGGCACUACCCUUAUAUUUCGGAAUUGUGGAUGAGAACUCUGAAACUGCGAUUUUCUUCAUACUUGGAUUGAAGUUUGAGCCCUUGAUUGGAUAUAAUUUGCUGUAUAUACAAAUACCCACAGUUUUUUUCCGGAUUACAUAGAUUUGCGAAGCUUCCCUUUGUGGUUCUGGAGAAUGGGCUGUUUCUCGUGUUUCGAUUCGAAGGAGGAUGAGCAGCUCAAUCCUCGGCAAGAAAUUGAUGAUCUUAAGCAAGGCCAUCCAGCUGCUUCCUCUCACAUUUCCAGAUUGCCCUCUGGAGCGGACAAGCUUCGCUCAAGGAGUAGUAAUGGAGGAUCCAAAAGGGAACUUCCCGCUCCUAAGGAUGGGCCUGGCGUCCAAAUUGCUGCCCAGACUUUCACUUUCCGUGAGCUUGCAGCUGCAACUAAAAAUUUUAGGCCAGAAUCCUUUAUAGGGGAAGGUGGCUUUGGAAGAGUGUACAAAGGGCGUCUAGAAAGCACGGGUCAGGUUGUUGCUGUUAAACAGUUAGAUAGAAAUGGCCUCCAGGGUAAUCGCGAAUUCCUAGUGGAGGUUCUCAUGCUUAGUCUUCUACACCAUCCUAACCUUGUCAAUCUUAUUGGUUACUGUGCUGAUGGGGACCAACGUCUCCUUGUUUAUGAAUUUAUGCCAUUGGGAUCAUUGGAAGACCACCUUCAUGUUACAGCUCAUAGGCAGGAUCAUUUUUAGAAAUGAUUGGAAGUUUCGGCUUUCUGAGCAAAAACAUUUGAUUUAGAUGUCGCAAAAUCUAACAUCAUCAAAAAGAUGUUUACCUGUUUUGGAACACGGAAUAUAACAGAGUUAUCUAGAAGCAAAUAUCUGGACAUGGCAUUCUCUUGUACAGUAAUAUCCUUGUCAAUGAGUGGACUUUUCUUGCUCGGUAACCUUGAUCGAGUCCUUGUAGAUCAAUUUCCAUAAUCUACAUUGCAUGUUGGUUCUUUUCUCACAUAGCCACUCUUAAGUGAUGAGGAAACUCUGCUGUUGGCGGCUUUACUCUUUCAAGGGCCUUUUCUUCUGAAAUUUCUGAUGAUGAAUAAAUACAUGUCGGACUGUUUUCUAGUGUGGGAAAACCAACCUAAGUUAUUUUACUGAAUCUUAGUUACAAUUUUCUGCACUUCA